UAGUAGGUCACCCGCCUCACGCCGUCGUUGCCAAGGCAACGUGCUACAACCCCGCAGAAGGGAAAUCUGCGCGUUCCUGUCUCGUGAACUUUUUAAAAAAGUAAUUUUAACUCGAACUUUAAGCAAACGGAGAAACUAAAGUCUUCCAGGCAGAGUGAGUCAGCAAGAUAAUAAGCCUCUGCAGACAGAAGCAGGCAUGGAGGAACAAGAGAACACUUCUCCACCUUAUCCAUCAAUCCAGGAAGAUCAACAGUCUGUCAAUGUCGUUGUCUCUCCCUACCCUGCUUUCCAAUACCUCGAAGAGAUGUUUACAGAAGGCAAAAUCAACCAGGCAACUGUGUCCAAACUGAAAGCCAGCUACAAACUUCUCCAUGACAAAUGGAAACGUUCCCAAGAAUCUGAGAUCAAACUCCUGUCGGAGGCGAAGAGGUGUCGGGCGGAGCUGGAGAGGCUCCAGGUGGAGGUGGAGAGCGCAGAGGAGCAGAGCAAUGUUGAGGAGCCUGACAGUGAGGUCAGCGCGCUGAGGGGACAGCUCCUGGGGGCAUACAACACACUGCACGCUGCUGAGGAGAGGGAGCACAAGACUCAGCAUGAACUGCAGUGGCUCCGGGAGGAGAAGAAGCAUCUGGAGGCAGAGAUUCAGAAGAAACCAGCUGAAUCAAACAUCGAUACAGAGGAUUUAAAUGACAAAUAUGAAGAACUGAUGGAAGAAGUUGCAUUAAGACAACAGGAAAUCCGAAAUCUGACGAAGGAUCUGGAAGCUCAUGAAAUAGCCAAAUUAGAGGAACAGAAGGAGCUGGAGGAGAAGAAGCAAGCCAUAGAGCUCAAAGAGGCUGAGAAAGCCCAGCUCCUCAGCAGACCUGACCAGAUUUUUAAGGAGGCAGAAAGGAAACGCUCCAAGUUGGAAGAGGCGGCGGUGAAGAUGGAAGCCCUGAAUGUUGAGUUUUCAGAAAUGGAGCAGCGUGCGAGCGCGCUGAACGAGGGGAACCGGUCCCUCAGGACGACGCGGGAGGAUCUGAAGGAGCUGCUGGAGGGUUUGAAGGCCAAAGUCGAGGCCAGUCAGGGGGAGCAGCGGCAGCUCCUGAAGAAGCGGGAGCUCCUGCAGGAGGAGGUGGCAGAACUCACCGGAAACAGAGGUGUGCUGGAAAUGAAACUGCGGAGCCUCAUGAGCGAGAAAAAGCAGGUUUACGAGAGCAGAUCUGUGCAACUGACUGAGAGUAACAGGCAGAUUCAAGCCCUCAAAAGGAUGGAGCAGGCGCUGACCGUGGCCACGGAGCAGCUGGCUUUUAAAACAUCCGUCUGUAAUGAGCUGCAGGCCCAGUUAGAUGCUGUUCCUCAAAGAGAGGCCACAACGAAGCAAGGGAUGGAGCUUCAGAAGGAGGUGGAAGCUCUGAAAGACUACCUCAAAACACAGCAGCUAUCAUUAUCUGAGGUGGAGAGCCAGAAGAAGCAGCAGUUUGAGAUAAUUCAAGAGCUACAGAAGGAGUCGAUGCGCCUAAGACAAGAACUCCACCAGCUCAGAUGUCAGAUACUCGUGAAAGCUGAGCAGAAGGGCCGGGAGCACCGAGAACUGCUCAGGGCGAAGCAACUGAGGGAGCAAAUCCAGCAGGAGCUCAGGGAAAAAGACCUCAUCAUUGAGGAACAUAAGAAAGUCUACACAAAUCUACACCACAGGAUUUUGGAGUAUUCUAACCUGUGUGCAAUAAGCACGGAAGAGAGGCAGCGCUACUUUAAUCUGAAGAAGUCUGUCACUAAUGCAGCUCAGGAUUUGACCGUACAUGAAAAACUCUUGGAGAACCAGCUGUCAUCCCAGUGCGGCCUUUUGGUCAACAUCAACAGGGCAAUCCACCAAACUAACAUGAAAGCCUCUGCAACCAACAACGACAGGAUGAAACUACGCGACAGCCUCACUAAGCUUGCCCGGAAGCAACGCCAUAUCAGUCAAGAAUGUGAAGAAAACCAACUGGAACUGAUGAAUCUCAGAGAACUCAUCAAACUGCAAGAGGAGACGCUUUCAGAGAUAAACAAGAAUCAUGAAACUGCCAGGAGGCGCCGUGAUUUUCUAGCAAACCAACUCUUGGAACAACAGGACGUUGUCUCUGACUACACUCGACACAUAAAGAGCCAGGUAGUUGCCAUCGGGAGGAGCAAUGAAGCUCUGGAGACGGUGGAGAAGCACAUCAAGAAACUACAGCAGGAGAUCGACGAGAAGAAGAGACACAUCGACCUGAAGAACAAGGAGAUCCAUCUCAAGAAACAGCUUGAGGAGGAGAUCACGAUGCUUCAAAUUGAGUUGUCAGAAGCCAGCGACAGGACUUUAGAAAGUGUGAAUCGAGCAGCUGAUUUCAAAGAGCUGAAGAGCAAAGUGCCCUCAUCUGUGGAGCUGCUUAAGAAAGUGGAGCAGCUCGAGGGAAAUCUAGCUGAGCGUGAGAGGCAGUUGCUGGAAAAAGAACUCCUGGUGGAGCAGGUGACCCGGCUGACGAAGCCGCUCGGGGAGCAGGCGGAGAACUACCGGCAGGACAGCCUCUCACUGGCAAAGAGGCUGAAUGAGGUCCGGACUCUUCUGAUUGACACCAACCAGCGCAUAAUGGCCGUUUCUGCAGAGCUGUCCGUGAAGCAGGCUGAUGCAUUGUGGGAGAAGCAGCAGAUCAAAGAGAAGGAAGUCCAGAUGGAGCGGUGCCAGCGACGGCUGGAGCAGGGCUUGUCACCACACCCCGAAAUAGAGGAAGAGUGGAGGAGGACGCUCCGGGACAAAAGGAGGAGACAGAAGGACAAAGAGGAGAAGGAGAGGCUUGCUGAGGAAGACAAGUGGAAGCCUCUGCCAAGCGGAAAACGCACCACCGCCGACAUCCGGCCCAACGCCUACAUCCCCGAGAACGACCUACUUCCUCUGCCCAAACCAUACGGCGCCAUGGCCCCUUUCAAGCCGUCCCAACCCGGGGCCAACAUGAGACACUUUGCAAAGCUUUAGCCCAACCCCGGAAAGAAGCACCAACGUCUGUCCAGUAGACGAAGGAGAGAGGUGCUGCUUUGAAAUUGAUCUUCAACUUCUAACUCAUUAGAAGUUCAAACUAUAUUAAAAAAGACAUUUCUGCUACAUGA
This is a messenger RNA of Oryzias melastigma (Indian medaka), 3102 nucleotides long. It is a transcript of the gene ccdc146, whose product is annotated as coiled-coil domain containing 146. Gene Ontology annotation, cellular component: cytoskeleton. Bases 197 to 2971 code for a protein of 924 amino acids. The record is from RefSeq and is a predicted model, not a curated record. The transcript has 23 exons. Lineage: Eukaryota; Metazoa; Chordata; Actinopteri; Beloniformes; Adrianichthyidae.